CCUUCACUCACUAGCCUCCGCCUUCUCGCUCUCCAGUCUCGCGCGGGCGCGGGGGCGUCCUAUUCUUAGGCGCCCGCGCCGAGCGAGGGGCGCGCGGUUAAGCGAGACCGCCCGCGCCACACGCGUCCCCCCUUUCCUUCCCUCCCUCGGGGCUCCAUGGCCGCGGCCGCGACGUCGGCGUCCACGGCAACCACCUGCUCGUCCUCGUCCACCAGCCCCGGCCCGCACCGCAGGCGCCAGCUCAACGACAUCGAGCGCGACGCCCCGCACGACGACUGCUGCACCUCCUCCUCGUCCAACUGCUCCUGCUGCUGCGGCGCCGGCGGGGGCUGCGCGCACGACGACGCCGAGUGCGGAGGCCUCCACGGGCACGCGCACGCGCACGGGCACGCCGCCAGCGCCACGCCCUGCCUCGGGAGGGCGCCGCUGUUGGCGCGGAGGAAGCGCGCCGCGGGCGGCGCGCCGGGCCGGGCGGCCUGGAUGAGGGCCAUCGUGCUCUGCCUCCUCGGCCUCGUCGCGGUCAUCGGGUUCCUCGGCUCGCAUCGGGGCGGCGGCGGCGGACGCGCGGCCACGGGCGGCGAUGGCGGCGCCGACGACGGUGGCGGCGGGCUCGUGCACAAGGUGGAGGUGACCGACGCCGACGUGAUGGGGUGGACGGAGGAGAACCUGACGGCACUCGCGCGCCGCCCGCCGGUACCUGAGAUAUGGAUGAAACCAGAGAGUGAGGGCUACAGACAGUGCAUUGAACGGCCAAAGAAUCACCGCAGUAAUUUCAGGACUAACAAUGCAACUGUCGGUUACCUGAUCGUUGAUGCAAAUGGCGGGCUAAACCAGAUGAGAAUGGGAAUAAGUGAUAUGGUUGCAGUGGCGAAGAUCAUGAACGCGUCGCUGGUGAUCCCUACUCUGGAUCAUCAGUCAUUCUGGACUGACCCAAGUGAUUUCAAAGACAUAUUCGACGUAGAUCGCUUCAAGGAGACAUUGAAGGAAGACAUUGUGAUUGUGGAUUCCCUUCCACCAGAUUUCAGAAGGGUGAAACACUACGUGAGAGCACCCACCUCCUGGUCCAGGGCUUCCUUCUACAGAGACUUUGCGAAAAUCCUGAGGAAGUUCAAAGUGGUGAGGUUUACGCACACGGAUUCACGGAUUGUGAACAACGGCCUUGCUCCUUCUCUGCAAAAACUUCGGUGCCGCGCCAAUUACAAGGCGCUCCAGUACAGGAAGGAGAUUGAAGCCCUUGGCAACACCUUGGUUGAUCGGCUGAGAAACGGAUCCGAGCAUUACAUCGCGCUUCACUUGAGGUACGAGAAGGACAUGCUGGCGUUCACAGGGUGCAACCACAACCUGACGCUGCACGAGGCGGCGGAGCUGACGGACAUGCGGCUCAAGGUGCGGCACUGGAAGGAGAAGGACAUCAACAGCGAGGAGAAGCGGCUGCAAGGCGGGUGCCCCAUGACCCCCCGCGAGGCCGCCGUCUUCCUCAAGGCCAUGGGCUACCCUGCCACCACGAAGAUCUACAUCGUGGCCGGCGAGAUCUUCGGCGCGCACAGCUUGGACGCUCUCAAGGCCGAGUACCCCAACAUCUACACGCACUACAGCCUCGCGACGGUGGAGGAGCUGGAGCCGCUGGAGCUCUACCAGAACAGGCUCGCCGCCGUGGACUACAUCGUCGCCCUGCAGAGCGACGUGUUCGUGUACACGUACGACGGGAACAUGGCCAGAGCCGUGCAGGGGCACAGGAGAUUCGAAGGGUUCAGAAAAACCAUAAACCCUGACAGGCUGAAGUUUGUGGAGCUCAUUGACAAGCUUGAUGAAGGCUCCAUGACCUGGGGAGAGUUUCAGACUGCAGUGAGGAAGCACCAUGAGAACAGACUCGGAGGUCCGUAUGACAGAUUACGUGGUGAAAGUCCAAGGCAGGAGGAAUACUUCUAUUCGAACCCAAUCCCCGGGUGCCUCUGCAAAAAGGUUCAGAGGAGCAGAUGAUAUAGAUUUUUCUCCAGUGGAAAUGAUUCAGGCUUCAAAUAUACUGGCAGAUUCAGCAGCUGCAAGUCUGCAACACCCGCGGAUGAUGGUUGGUGAGUGAAGCUUCCUCCGCAUGGCAGGGAUCACCCGAUACAGGGAGAGCUAGCAAACCGCCAGAGACCAGCAGUUUUGAUUAUUUUUCCUAGGCUGACAACAGAUGCAGCUGAAGCCUCAAGAAGGCAGGGGGCCAAGAAGAGGAGUGCAUUGCCAAAGAAAUGUUCAGUCCGAGGGAAGAUGAGAGGAGCAGGAUGUACCUGAAAACUUAAUGUAUAAUCAGUUAACAGGAUAAAUCUGAAUGAAAUGCAAAUCAUGCGUAAUGGAGCUUGUAGCUAACAAUCUGCCAUGCUCUUCGUAUUUCUGAUUGACUUAUUCAUA
Setaria italica (foxtail millet) is the source of this 2394-nucleotide messenger RNA. RefSeq lists its product as uncharacterized. Gene Ontology annotation, cellular component: cytoplasm. NCBI's taxonomy places the organism in Eukaryota, Viridiplantae, Streptophyta, Magnoliopsida, Poales, Poaceae. The transcript is spliced from 8 exons. Bases 157 to 1980 code for a protein of 607 amino acids. The record is from RefSeq and is a predicted model, not a curated record.